GGUUGAUUUAAAGAUCUUCUCAUUAGGCUUUCCUCUGGGCAGAUUCAACUCUCUUCAAAUCAAAUUUCCGUAAUCACAGUCUUCACUAUAUACCAUCUCCAAAAGACGACCUAUCAAUCUGCCUUACGAAAUGUCGGAAACAUCGUCAAUUGAGGCAGACAUCAUUAGACCACAGACACCUGAGGACCGGUCAAUCUAUACAGAGUCUAAGAAUCCUUCGGACUCAAUUGCGUUAUUCAAUGUGGAGGACAGUGCUUGGUUGAGCAUUCCAAGGAAAGGGAAUUUUGAGUUCAAAAUCUUUGCAAGAAAGCAAGAGAAGGGAAAGUUCGUGUAUCAAGUCAAGGACCCAAAGACUGGGGCUCUGUAUCAGGAAGGUGAAUGGGUCAAACAGGAAAGGCUCGAUUCAGCUUGAUUAUGCGGCUUAUGGUGGGGCCGAUAUUUCAUUGGCUGUACAUGACAGGCUGUAAUUGCAUAAGCUCUAGUGCAACCCGCCAUUUGCAGCCGUGUAUCUCAGCUGAGUGCUUCUCGCAGGCAUUGCUAUUGCCCAUUUUUUAAAGAUGAAAAAAAAAAAUGGUACAGAUUUCAUUGUCAAGUCUUAUAGCCUCAAAGCCA
Botrytis cinerea B05.10 is the source of this 612-nucleotide messenger RNA. RefSeq lists its product as hypothetical. Lineage: Eukaryota; Fungi; Ascomycota; Leotiomycetes; Helotiales; Sclerotiniaceae. The transcript has 3 exons. The record is from RefSeq and is a predicted model, not a curated record. Bases 131 to 412 code for a protein of 93 amino acids.